AUGCCAGAUGCGGAAGAAGAAGCGCAAGGAUCUUCAGGGAACAACGCUCUGGACGUGACCUGGAGAACUCUCGCUCCAACCGAUGAGGACGAAGAGGACGGCACGAAGCUCAGGCUGGCGAGAGCCGUCCGGAAGAUGCUUUGGACGCGCAGCUCAAUGCAAUUCUCGGACCCAACUGGUGGUCGGGCCUUGGUGCGCCUCGGCGAGCUCAGUGUCCAGUGCCGCCCUUCGGGAGGGGCGGAGGAGGCGGUAGUGGGGGCGGCGAAGCAUGGCGCGGAAGAAUCUGCAACAAGCUUGUCCUGUGUCGUGGUCAGGAGCCUCUCCGCAGCCCCCACCAUCGUCUUCACACCGAAGCAGGCACCGAAGCACAAGGUCCCGAUCGAACAACCGCCAAACGGUCUGCUGCCUCAACAGCAGUCGCUUCCGCCGCUGCCCUCAGGACCGUCGUCGUCUGCGCUGCUGCCGGGGUGCCUGCGAACGCUCCUUGGAAACCUCCGAAAUUUUCGCCAGUGGCUGAUGAGCCGAGAGCGGCUGCCGCUAAUGUGGCCGUCGCCACAGCUGGGUUCUUCCUCUGACACCGUGGACUUCCAAGUACUCGAGGUCAAGGUCGAAGCAAGCGCGGUAACCGGCACUGUGGACGCUGGGCUGGCGGGGUGGUUUAACCUGCGGGGUGUGCACGAGGCAGGAGCGUUGACGGCGAUGAUACAACGGAGAACGAAUCUGAUCCUCGCUGGUGGCACACCCCAAGCGAGGACCGACGGUCCUCAAAAGAUUGUGUCGAUUGACACCGUGAGGGUUGCUGUAGAGGAGUUCAUCGAAAACCCUCCCACCAUAGCUAGGGAACCCAGAGAAGAGAAGGUAGCUGGCCUUGGCGGGAAAAGACGGCGUGGGCACCCGGGAUGGUUCGACUUUGAGGCGGACAACGUUAGUGUACAACAGGGACAAACCGAGCAUCGCGGCAAGAGCCGCAUCCCGGCUCCCUGCGACAAGCUGCUCCGUUCGUUGGGAGGCUCGCGCUCGGACUCGGUCGCCGUGGUGCAAGACACCUCUAUGUUGUUCAAGUGCUCUCGGGCGAGCGUUUCCCUCGCGGACAGGCUUCCUCCUCCCUUCGCGGCGUCUGCAACGGCGGCUUCGAGAAUGCGGGACUCGGCCAUUUUCACCGGCUGCCCUCUUCACCCCCAAGGCGGCGCUCGUAACGGAGACAACGGCCACAACAACAGCAACAAUCGGGACGACAACGCCGCUACAAUAGGCUUCGUCGAAACGUCUACGGAAGGUUGCCCCGAAGGAGUUCCGUUAGGCUUUGCCGAAGGCCGUGCCAAAGACGACGGCGACGCCACGACAUGGAGCCGCCUCAAGCUGGAACUCCGCGGCGUGCGCAUGGACAAGGUGGUGGAGAAAGACUCCUUGGGAAGGACGGCAAGGGCUACGAUGGCGGUUUCAUGCAAGGAGGUGUCUGGGACUGAGAGCAUCGGAGAGGAGUACUGCGAGCAUAUCGUCAAUUUAGUAGGGCUCUCCUUCGCUCAGGUCCGCGUUGCCAAUGUACCACUGGUUCUCGGACUCGCACCCGACGCCAAAGCGACCGGCAACGACACUCAAGCGAAACCCGGCGGCCGCAACGGUGCCACCGGUGAUACCGAGGAGGUUGAUGACGACGGGAGCGGUCAGCCCACUGCUGCGGCAACGAGAGGCGGCGAUGGUCAUGUUGCGACGGCGGCCUCAGCGGCGCCUGUUGGAGGAGAGGGAGCGAUCCCGUGCUCGCCUCCGCCGCCUGCAGCAAGGGGAGCAGUAAAGGCAGAGAAUAUUAUCAUUGAUCGGACAGACAUGGCGUGGUCUGGCUCGGUUCACUGCAUGCUCCUACGUCUGUCCCAGCGAUUGGUAUUGACAAUCGACCACCUCGUGGGCCUCCCACCGCCGCCGCCCCCGGUAGAGUUCACAAGACGAGUGCUCUUGCGUGGAGCUUACCUCCGCUGCGCGCUUUCGGAGGUGACGGAAGGCCGCCCGCUACGGUCGCCGCCUCCGUCCCAGCGACCGCUGGUGCGCCCCUCGCGCUCCUCCUCCUCCUCCUCCUCUUCCACCUCGUCUCCAGACGAUCAUUCUUCCCUGCAUCCGGCAACGGAAGGUCGACCCCGUAGCCUGGACAGCGACCACGCCGGCGGCAAGGAAGGAGCCCCGUGUUUUCCCGCUUCGUCGGCGCCGUCACAUGCCCCAUGGUGUCACCACCGGGCGGUCGUCCGCCUCGCUAACUUCAAGAUGAGCAUGAAGAAGGAGAAGCACCAGGGAGAACAUCGGGACUCCAAUACUGACUCUGGCCAUGAUCGGAAUCCACUAGCGAAGACAGUUUUUCCGUCAUAUCGUCCACGUGAAAAAAAUCAAGGAGAAGGAAGGAGGGACAAUGGCAGGUCAUCGACGCCGCAGGAUGAUAACCCGGCGCCGGACCACGACGCCAAGACGACAAUGGACGCAGACUUACUGGAAAUCCUGGUACCUUCACCGCGACCACUGCAGGCCGACCUCACACAACAGCCCGGUCUUCGCUUCGCGUCUAGCGGAGCAUGGCAAGAAGGGGCAGGAGACGAUGGCAGUUGUGCUCCAACCGCAGCCUCUCCUCGUACUGACCCCCACGAAGAUAAGACAGACAUGGAUAGAUUUCCGAAAGGUGAUGACGAAAGGCCGUCGACGGCAGCAGCGGUGGGAGUCUCCGCCACCGCGGCAAGGAACGAAGGAGAGGCCAUCCCUGCGUGUCGGGAGCAUCGGCGACGGACAUGGUGUGGAUUGAUGGAACCGGCGACAAGGAGUGGUCAUAGUGGCGGCGCCAAACCACUUGUCGAGGAACGUUCUCAGGCGCAAGGUGCAGUGGGCGAGGAGAAGACAGGGGGGGAAGACGGAGAGGCUACGGGGUCGAAAGGGGACGGAGUCGGCGGUGACAACGAGGGCGCCGGUGACGGUCACCCGGGCGAUGGCGACGACAGCCUUGCCAGAAUGACCAGAAUAGUCGCCAUCAGCUCCUUCAGGUUCCGACGAAGCCUUGAUUGGUCUUUGCCCCGUCAACAGCAGCACGAGUCGCUUGCCUCGGCUGCGACUGGUGGUGCUGCUUCGGCCACGCUCAGCAGCGGUAGUGGUGAGCCGGGGGCUGGGCCGAAAGGAGGAGCGGGGGGAGUCCGCCGGGGCCAAAGCAACGACAGCGACAACGGGUGCAGCGCUACUGCAAGAAGCCGGGACGAGAAUCGAGGAACGGAAAAUACUUGCUCUCUCGACGUGAAAGCACAACGAGGGAGCGCGGGGGCGCGAGGACAUAGAAGCGGGGACGGAGGCGUGGGAGAGGAACUGUCGCAGCCGCCGUUGUGGUCGAGGAUGGGCAUCGAGGUACGCGCGGGGCACAUAGCGGUGUCUUUACCCCCUCGAUUUCAGCUGGGUGACUUGCAGCUCGCGGCGAUUCUGCAGUGGAAGGGGAUUCAGGAAGCUCUAGGCGAGACUUCUCCCUCUUCGCCGUCGGACUCUUGCGCCACGUCCGUCCUACUGGGAGGGUUCACCCUCCACCUGGAAAGGGAACCACCGCCAGAGCGAAUGCCGCCACCCAUUUCUCCCCCGCCAGCCUCUCCCUCGAGUUCUCCUCCGUCUCCACUCCCACGCUCAAAACUCCAGCGGCAAGGAGCGGUCACGUUCGUGAGCACCGCUAGCACAAGCGAAGGCCGUCACAGUGGUUCGGGAUUUUUUUCCGCGCUACACCUGGGCCGAGGGAGCGGUAGCAUCGGUGGCGAUGCCGCGGGUUCGGGAGGCGGCGCCGGCGGAGGGGGACGCGGCAACAGCAGCAACAGCAGCAGCAUGCCGUGGCCGCAGCACCCGAGAGCGAUCUUUAAGGGCUUGAGGCAGAGCGGUGCGAGCCUCUCCUCCCUUCUCGGGUUCGGCAGCAGCGGCAGCGGGAGCGAUCUCAGCGAUCACGGGGGCGGAGAUAACGCCAGGCCGACCACCCGCCGGAGCUCAACCAGCCCGGCGGCCACCGGAGCCGACACCCCCAAGCGUCGCAGCAAGCGAAUCACACAGGUUCCCGAGGGUGAAGGCGGCGAUGAAGAGGGAGGGGUUGGCGACGGUAGAGGUUUCGGCAUCGACACAAACAGAGGUAGAAAUGUAGGCGACCGGGUUUCGGAGACAGAGAGUGCCCGCAAAGCUCGAGGGGACGGGUUUGGCGGAAAUGAAGCGAGGGCGAAACCGCUGGCGGUGCUCACUCUCGGCGAAAUCAGUUUCGAGCUUUCGCGAAAAGAACCUCAGCCGACGCUGCUCGCCGCGGUUCGGGAGCUUGACGAGCAUCCAGGGCCCGUGACAUACGGGCAGGCGAUGGGGGGGUGGGGGAAACUCUCUUUAUCGUCUACCGCCGUAUACCUGGACGGGCUGCCGGUGCCGUACUUGACCGCAGACAACGUCGUCGUGGAUGGCCUUUUCGCGAGAGGGAAACUGUACGGCGACCUCGGGGGUGGCGUAAAAGGAGUGACCUUCGUGCACCUUUCUCUCGACGCGGACAAGGUGGAAGUCACUGCGCUGCUUGGCCGCUCACCGGCUGCACUCGGGGCGAGUUUGAGGCUGCUGGUGUCCAAAGCUAAGGUGGCGUACACUUGUGGACAUCUGGACCUGAACCUGCAACACACCUUGCUUUCCACCCCAGCCCGGCCCCCUGCGGAGGUGCUUAGAAUGGAGGACGUAGCAUCAGGCCCGCCCGCAGAUCUUCGCCGGCGAGGAAGCAGCAGUUCGCACGCCAGCCCUUGUCAGAGCCCUGUAAGCAGAGGGCAGAACACGCGGAUCCGACCAGCCUCAAGGCGAUACCAGCAUCCCAACAAAACUCCUCCGUGCCCGUUGUCCGGGCUCGACCGCGAACGCGGCAGCGGGGGCUGUAGUGGCAACGUCUACGGUAGAAGAACAAGCGCCGCUGCCGCGUUGGGCUCAGCGGCGGCCGUCGCAGCAGACGCCUUCUCCUCCGAGGAAAAUUCUUCGCACCCGCAACGCCAACAGGAAGGACGCUGCAGUUUUCCGUCGCUUUCGCCGUCCAACUCGGUGGGGGUAGCACCCUUCGUUAGCGGCCUCCCCAGCAGCAACGUGGGAGGAGUGAUGCGAAUGGAUUGCCCCGCUUUCCAGGCGAAGCGGGGGGUAGGAGAUGUCCUCGACGGCGGCAACGGCGGGACAGCUAAGGGCCUGGGUGACAGUGGCGGCAUUUUCGGCGCGCGGCACAGCGUCGCCUUCGUUGCGGAGAUAAUGGUGAUACUAGACAUCGCAUGGACCUGUGCGGGACACGCCGGUCCCAACGGCCACCACCUCGAGAUUAUUUCGACUGCCGGUACGGUCGGCCAGGGCAGAGAAGACGGAAGGGGCGCGGUCGCUGGCAGUGCCGCCGCCAUUGCCACCACCACCGCCACCGCCACCGCCACCUCCGGCGUCUCUUCCGGCGUCUCUUCCGGCGUCUCUUCCGGCGGAGGGGCUGGGUUUUGUUCCCCGCCGAUACCGGCAUCUCGUCCUGCCAAUCCGUCCGUCGAAGGGAACCGUAGUGAGACCAACAACUCCGCCACUGCCACGGGCACCAACGGUCACAGCGACUUGUGGGCGCCCUACCGAGCGACAGGUCUGAAACUCAAGGUCUCGGCGGAAAUAUCGCCGGACAAGAUCGGCGGCGGCGGCGGCGACAGACAAUCUCCGCAGGGACAGGGAGGAACGUGUGUAUCCCGCGCUACGAGUCCCGUACCCGUAAGGAGGACAAUCAGCAGCAGCGGCGGCGGCGGCAGUCUCGGGAUAUCACCCGUCCACGGGGGAACCCUGAAACGUGUCCCCAGAAACAACGGCAGCAGCAGCGGCGAUGAUCACGCCAGGAGGCCUAACUCCUUCCCUAGGAGCAAACCAAUGGGCGAGGAGGACAAGGAGGAGGACGACGACGACGCGGGCGGGAGCGACACCUGCAGCGGGCUCCGCGCGCACCGCCACCAACGCGCUGACUCGGACGGGCCCUUGCGGCCCCGGCGGUGGAGGAGGGCGAAGGCACCCGAGGUGGCGGGCCACGGUAAUGUAACCGGCAGCGGGUUCCUUUCGGACAUGAGGCGAAGGCGUUCCAGGACCGUUAACGAUAAGCUAGAAGAACAGGCUCCUCUGGAGCAGGCUGAAGCGAGGCGGGGAGACAAGCUGAGCAUCGCGCGGCAAGUGUUCGAUGGCGGUGGGGGCGAGGUUGAGGCGCUCGCCGACCGCAGCAGCACCGUUGGCAGCAGGAGCAACGAAGAGGGAGGAGGUAGCGUUGGUGGUGGAGGAGAGGAAGAGGGAGAAGGGGGACAAGAACAUACAUCGAGACGGCAACCAUUCCCGUCGCUCUUUAUCACGGCGAACGAUGACAACGAAACCGCCGGUGGCCUGUCUGGAUUUGCGGAAUUAGAUUCGGCGGCAGCAGCGGGAGGGAGGUUCAGUGGGCCUGCGUCUUGUCCUUCGCGGCCGUCUGGUUGCCAAGGAGAGGCAAGGGAUUCCUUCAACGCGGAACCUGCACAGGGGGAGAGAGAAGAGCACGUUUUCGGGCAGGGUUUCUGGAUAGCCUUGCGCCUCGACCUCAUCCAGUGGUUCAUGCCACUCCCAAUCGCCGGCACCGCCGCCGCCGCCACCGACGACUACGAGGCGGAGAUGUCCUCCGCAACGCCGCCGGGGGAAAACUCGAGACACGGGGCGACGGCGGCUGCGUCCUCAGCAGCAACGACGUCAACUCCUCAAACCGCACAGAGACCUACGGCGGGCGUCUCGGAGCCUACCGAGGACCCCGAGGAAGCCAACAUCUUAACGCUGGUCGAGUCCGUGAGCGUGCGCGCGUCCGUGCGCGGGCUCGCCCUCGCGACGUGGAGAGGAGCCGACAACCGUGACGGAUUUGCGUUGGACAUUGACAGUAUCGAUGCCUCAACCAGCGGCAGCAUCGGCGACAGCAGCGCCAGUGGGAAACACGUCGAGCUGCGCCUCUAUGCUGUCCGUCUUUCUCGACUCGACGUCGCCCUCGACGACCCCUCGCACGCCGAUAGUCGCCGCGAGAGUGGCGAAGGAGGGGAGAGCUUGCCCCCGUCCCCUCCUUCUUUCGGAGGGCAAAGGCUGUCUCGCCUGUGGAUCGGUCGGCGCUUAUCUUACCGUGACAGCCGGGGUACUCCUCGCCUCCCCACCACGCCUACUCAUGGCAAGGGAUCAAUGGUUUCUGUACCGGCGGCCCCCGGGAGCGGAAGUCCUACGGACGGCGACAACGCCGCUGCCGCUACUUGUGACGCUAGUGCAUUUGGAAAUGACAAAGCCAAGAACAGCCACAACGCCGGAGAGAACCAGUCGCCUGCUGCAGCCGACGUCCCACCAGACGCCGAAGGUCUCCGGCAACAACCAAAGCUCGCCGCCGGCUUAUUGGGCAACAGCGUGGGAAGAAUCCGGUCGGCGGCGAGGCUCGUGAUACCACCGCCCGCUGCAGCAGCACCGCCGAAAGCAACCGGGGGGGAAGGAGGAGCGGCGCGCGAGGAAGCCGUGACUACCCCCCCCGAGGACGCGUCGCGGAGCCCCCGGAGAGGGAACAUAAAGAACGUCAGGUUUCCCCGUCGUCGGGCAUCGUGUGCGUCCCCUUCGGCGAAGCCGCCGUCGAAGUCAGGCCCCACCCCACCCCUUUCUCCUCGCACCCCGCUGCUACCGCCACGACCGGGAACGGCAACGUCGUCGGCCCCCGACGGUGCGGUGCCUGACCGGAAAGUCGCCGUAGCUCCCCCCCCGAGAACCUCGGGAGAGAAAGACGUCGUUGCCAAUCCGGGGGCAACGAACUUGGUUGUGUUGGACGGCCUCCGACUGGUGUGGACGCUGGAGAUUAGAGACAGCGUGUUUUUGUUCAUUUCCGAUGCUGUGGAGUCGUUCACGACGCCCCAGUGUGCCUCUCACUCCGGAGAAGAAGACGACUCAGCACCAUUCCGCGACGUCAACGAAACCGCUAGCGCCAAGAGGCGCGCUCCCGCCCCCGACAACGCCAGCGCGGAUUCCGCCGCUAGCGGGUUGUCGCGUUCCGGCAGGUGGCGACCGUCCUCUUUUGUGUCUCCCUCUCAAGGUGCCAACGGGAGCGGCGGUGGCGGGGUGACUGCUAGGAGGGCCUCUGAUCCUGGAAACCCAGUGUUGCGCUUGAACGCGGUUCUACCGGCCACAAUACCCGAAGGGACCGGUGGCGGCGGCGGCGGCGGCGGCGGCGGCAGCGGCGGUGGCAUCCGCAUGCCCAAGAGCGCCACCAGCUCGCCUGUUCGAACCCAAGCGCUUUCAGAAGCAGCGUGCGGUAGUGAAGAUGGUGGUGGGCGUAGCAACAGUGCUGCCGUCGGCUCGAAAGAGAAGCAACAAAGCUCGCGUAGCCCUAACGGUAGCGGUUACUCUCGCGACGAAGAAGGGGGGAGCGAAGGGGAGAAGGAAAGCGGCGAGCAAGGCGACGGAAACGAUGGUGGUGGUGAAAAUUCGCGAUCACCCUGUCGCUUUCGCUCCACUCCCCCCAGGAUAGACACGGAGGGGGGGCGUAGCCCGGAAACCAUCAGGAGUCCAGCAGCCUUCGUCGCAAGAAGCCCCGAUCGAAGCCGGGAAGCAUCUUCCGCCGGGUCAGAGCUUAGCUUCAUGGCAAGCCCGGCAAUGGAAAGCGUAUCUUCUCCACGGGGAGGAAGGCGGGAGGGAAACGACGACCCGAACUCCCUCUUGCAUUGGUUGAACGAGAACUUCAAUCAACCGACGCGGGACCAGAAACAGCCCACAAGCCCAAACAAUAAAGGAGACAUUCAUUCAUCAUCAUCCGCGACCGCAGCAGCAGCAGCCUCCACGGGAGGUUGGGCGGGUUCUCCAGCGCACCGAGGACGGCUAGUUUCUUCCUUUUCCCCGUCUUCCCUCCCUCGAGACAUCAGCUCCGUCUCGCCACGCCAAUCGGGAUCCCCGCGACGAGAGUCGAAAGGCGUUGUCAUUGGCGGGGAGACCACCGCUCGGGCGGGCGGAAGCAACCAUGGUGGCGGUGGUGGGACUCAGGGAUCGGACGGCGCGCCGGGGAAACGGCACAUUGAAUUCGAGGUGCAUCUCAAGAACCCACAGAUAAAACUCCUAGGCGACAACGCGUCCCUGAUUCUGUGUGCCGAGGGGGCGGACGUGGAGGCUAGGACCUACGGCACCUGGGGGGUGGUGUCCUCCUCUCCCGCCUCGCCGGGCGCGUCGGCAUUCCGCUCCGGGUACUUCUCUUCCCUGAGACGAAAGGAUAUCAAGGUGAAGCUCGAGAAGGCAAGGGUUUUCUCGCUUCCGGUUUCAGAGGAAGGGCUUGACAGGUGGGUAGAGCACGGAACAGCAACCACUGAGGGCGUAGUCUCACCAGCGCCGAGAAGCGGGGCACCGAAGUCCUCGCUCGCUGCCGCCGCGAGGUACUCGCCCCCCCCAGUCGGCAGAACGCGGAAUUCACCGUCAUCAUCGGGACCGCCGCCAGUGACAUCACCAUUUUUGCCGACAGGAGCAGAAGGGGGGGCGGCAGAGGUAAAAACCAAGACGGGACGAGAUGUCAGCCCGGCCAAACGGUUUUUUGCUCCUUCGCCGGCAUCAUCUCCGGCGUCUCCGACCGCAAGAACGGCGGGGGCUACGUCGAUUGGUAACAGAAACGAUGGCACUACCGGUGCCGACGGCGAGGCUAUCGAUCGGCCAACAAUCGGGGCGCCUGGUUCCAUACCUGCGGCUGAGUGCGCGGAGAACGGUGCUAGGCGUUCGACAGACGAGCUGGAGGCGGAAGGGGCAAGACCAAAGAAGAAUCGGGUUUUGGGGGCCGCGGGAGUGCCGCCGGAAGUGGUGGCGAGAGCGGUGACGGCGGGAUCUCGGCCGGGGCGACGGAAGAAAGGGACGAGCUCCGAGAGGUCAUGCGGCACUUUUCGGUCGAUGCUCUGUACGUUUACCACGAGACGCUUCCCCUCCGCGAGUCACAAGAGCGAUUUCGUCGGGCUUUGA
Molecule: messenger RNA, 9972 nt
Organism: Ectocarpus siliculosus
Lineage: Eukaryota; Phaeophyceae; Ectocarpales; Ectocarpaceae
Source: the annotation of a GenBank genome assembly